AUGGAGGAGUGUAAUUUGUUCCUGGUGAGUCUGGUGUUGGCUGACCUGGUGGUUGCCUUGUAUCCCUACCCACUAAUCCCUGUGGCCAUCUUCAUGGGGGAGGCGCACUGCAAGGCCAGUGCCUUUGUGAUGGGCCUGAGCGUCAUCGGCUCUGUCUUCAACAUCACCGCCAUUGCCGUUAACUGCUAUUGCUACAUCUGCCACAGCAAGUCCUACCACUGGAUAUACCAGCCCUGGCACAUGCCGCUCUGUAUCUGCCUGGUCUGGCUCCUCACCAUCGUGGCCUUGGAGCCCAACUUCUUUGUGGCGUCGCUGGAAUAUGACCCACGUAUCUACUCCUGCACCUUCAUCCAGGCAGCGAGUGCCCAGUACACUGUGGCUGUGGUGGUCGUCCACUUCCUCCUCCCCAUCACUGUGGUGUCCUUCUGUUACUUGCUCAUCUGGAUGCUGGUGCUCCAGACCCACAGGAAGGCCAAGUUGGAGAGAAGCAACGUCCGGAGCUUUUUCACUAUGUUCGCAGUGUUUGUGAUCUUCGCCAUCUGCUGCGCCCUGCUGAACUGCAUUGGCCUCACUGUUGCCAUCAACCCAGAGGAAACGAAUUCCCAGAUCCGGGGCCUCUUUGACGCCAGCUACUUCUUGGCUUAUUUCAACAGCUGCCUUAAUGCCAUCGUUUAUGGGCUCCUGAACCAGAACUUCCUCAGGGAAUACAAGAGGAUCCUCUUGGCCCUGUAGAGCCCACCACACUGCUUUCUGGAAGCUUCCAAGGGUGGCCAUGACGAGGGCCUGCAGAGCCAAGCCCCACCUGCUAUUAAGGACCAGCACCCUCUCCAGGCAGAUGCUCUCUACCCUGGAUCUGAGGCACACCAGCUGGGGCAACAAAGCCAGGAAGCCGUGGGAGCAGAUUUGCUCAAAGGAUGA
Trichechus manatus latirostris (Florida manatee) is the source of this 918-nucleotide messenger RNA. RefSeq names its product melatonin receptor 1B (gene MTNR1B). The record is from RefSeq and is a predicted model, not a curated record. Gene Ontology annotation, cellular component: plasma membrane. Gene Ontology annotation, biological process: G protein-coupled receptor signaling pathway. NCBI's taxonomy places the organism in Eukaryota, Metazoa, Chordata, Mammalia, Sirenia, Trichechidae. Gene Ontology annotation, molecular function: melatonin receptor activity.